AUGAUUGACCUGAAGAGAAAGAGGAGAAAAGAACAUAGCCAACGUGGAAGCCAACAUUUCUUUCCCUCGCUCUGUUUUCUGGACCAAGUCAUAAGAACUCCAGAUUUUUCUAUUGAUCAAGCAUCAAACCAGCACAGCCAAGGCCAAAGGAACUCGAGAAGCAACGAGGAACAGCGCCAAGGGAGGUUGGAUCUCGGGUCCACACGCUUACUUCCUUCUCUCAUUUGA
Molecule: messenger RNA, 228 nt
Organism: Penicillium roqueforti
Lineage: Eukaryota; Fungi; Ascomycota; Eurotiomycetes; Eurotiales; Aspergillaceae
Exons: 2
Coding region: 1-228 (75 amino acids)
Source: RefSeq, a predicted model, not a curated record